AGCAGCCGCCAAUCCUAAAUAAACAAUCUCUCACUCCCUCUCUGUCUCAGAUCUCAGGGAGCAUCCGCAGAAUAGAUUCCUGCCUUUGCCUCUAUGCAGCUACCAGACGUUCCUUUCUCUGCAGGGUAAUCGUCUCUGCUGAAAGUGAAACAAGGCAAGAAGUUAGACACAGCUACCAAUUGGCUAAAGUUAAAUAAUUAAGAAAAUACCCCAAAAAGUACAAUCACUGCAUUGAGCAUCUUGGUUGGGACUUUACAAAAGCAAGAAUUAAAAGGAGGAAGAAAGACCCUAUUGAGUUGUCACAUGAGAUCUUCCUCUACAUUUCGUGCCCAUCACCGUUCUUAAAGUAUGAACUUAUUUUGGAUCCUCGUGCUAAUGGUGGCACCUUUGCUCUGUCAUCUUCAGCAAACCGCUGAGCAUUCAGAAAGCAGUGCAGUGCCUCAGUCUAAAUGCACUUACACAUUUGUGGUAUCACAGCAGAAAAUGACUGGUGCUGUCUGCAUUAGUACAGGGAGGUUUCCUAUUUCAUUGGGUGUAAACAAAAGUGAGGUGCAGAUUUUAAAGGAAGAGCUUAGUCGUCAGCAGACUGAAAUUGAGGAGCUUAAAAAGCUAGUUGAAGUAGACCAUGAUGUGGUCCUGGAAAUGGAACAACUCCGCGAAGAAAACAGGAAUAUGGGUUCCAGACUCAGCAACCUUCAAUCUCAGCUCUUCCAUGAGGUUCUGCAGAGAAAAAAUGAGUCAACUGAACCCUCUAAGGAGGAGGAUAGAGGGUUGAAUGCUACUUCUGAAGUACUAAAGUUGGCAAGCAAGUACAAAGAACUUCAGGAAAAAUACAACUUCCUGUCAUCCUUAAUUAACAAUCAGAGUGCAACCAUAGCUCGCCUCGAAGAACUCUGCCAACAGAAUAUUCUUCAGCGACAAGCUGGCCAGAAUCCUGCACAUUCAGUAGUAACAAGUGGUUCCCCCAGUGGUUCAGAUGCCAGACAAAAACACAGUGCAGGAAUACAGGCAGAUCAAAUGGAUAUCACUUUGGACAAGAAGAACGUUUCUCCAAUUGCCCAAGGCCCUGCUCAGACAACCAGUGUACCAUUGAUUGUAACAGAGGCGGCUGAGUCAUUAGGACCGUGGAAAGACUGCUAUGAUGCCCUACGUGGCAAUCAAAAGUCCAGUGGUAUUUACCUGUUGAGGCCUCAUGGAGGAAACCAGGUGAUGGAAGCAUGGUGUGAGCAGGAACUCUCUGGUGGAGGGUGGACUGUCAUCCAAAGACGUCAUGAUGGAUCAACCAACUUUUUUACGAACUGGAAUAGCUACAAACUUGGAUUUGGAAACCUGAAUGGGGAAUACUGGUUGGGUCUGGAAAAUAUUUACUGGUUGGCCAGUCAAGGAAGCUUCAAGCUCCUCAUCGUCAUGGAAGACUGGCAGGGCCGUCAGGCUAAAGCUGAAUAUGACUACUUCCGGCUGGAAUCUGAGAGUGAUUUUUAUCGGUUGCGCCUAGGCCAUUAUCGUGGCAACGCUGGCGACUCCCUCUCUUGGCACAGCGACAAACAGUUUAGCACCAACGACAAGGACAGAGAUUCGUACACAGGGAACUGUGCCCAUUUCCAUAAGGGCGGCUGGUGGUACAACAUGUGCGCCCACUCCAACCUCAAUGGGAUUUGGUAUCGAGGAGGUCAUUACCGGAGCCGCUACCAGGAUGGAGUGUAUUGGGCUGAAUUCCGCGGGGGAGCCUACUCUCUUAAGAAGGUGUCAAUGAUGAUCAAGCCAAAUGUAUAAAGGCUACAGUUACUGCUGCAACCUCACCAUGCAGAUAUGUCAAGUAACUCUAAAUAAUCAAAUAAGAUCUCAUUAUCACCUUAAUGACAUGGGGUCACUUAAUAUCUCUGCUCACUCCCCUUUAACUUCUAUUUUAAAUGGCUACAGUUAGAUGCUAUAGUGCACCGAUGCACAGAAACCAGUGCAGGCUGCAGCAUGUUAAAGGAGAACUAAAGCUUAACUAAAGAAGUAGAUAGAAAUGUUG
Molecule: messenger RNA, 2017 nt
Organism: Xenopus laevis (African clawed frog)
Lineage: Eukaryota; Metazoa; Chordata; Amphibia; Anura; Pipidae
Gene: angptl6.L
Product: angiopoietin like 6 L homeolog
Exons: 7
Coding region: 349-1773 (474 amino acids)
Biological process (GO): blood coagulation
Cellular component (GO): extracellular region
Source: RefSeq, a predicted model, not a curated record